AUGAGCGACAGUGAAGAAAGUUGUAUGGAUGACGAGAGUUGUACCAGCGAAGAAUUUUUAAGUUCCAGCGAUGACAACUUCAGUUCUGAUGGCGAUGUUGAUGUAGGUGAUGUUGGUGGUAAUGUUUUAGACGAAUGGUUAUUUGUUUUAGAAGAUGAAAAUGGUCCUAAUGUUGUUCACUUUACUGGUGAAUCAGGACCCAAGCACUCAAUUUCACCUGAGUCUAAGCCUAUUGAAUAUGUGGACUUGUUUUUUACAACUGAAUUUUUGCAAAAUAUAGUAAAUUUUACUAAUAAUUAUGCUGACACGUGGAUUCAAAACAAUCAACAACAUUUGAGGUCCCAUCCAACAUCAAGAGGUCAUGGAUGGAUUAAACAAGGAAAGACCAAUCUUUUAGAGAUAAGAGCUUUCCUUGGAGUCAUAAUCAACAUGGGUCUCAUCAAAAAAGCUAAUCUUAAACUUUACUGGGAUAUAAGUCAUCCUUGUGCAUCUACUCCCUGGUUUGUUACCCACUUCAAUCAUGAAAGUAUGGUUGGCUACAAAGGAAAGACACCACAUCUGCGUCAAUAUAUGCCAAACAAACGUCAUUCUAGGUUUGGGAUUAAGUUAUGGUGUGUUUCAGACAGCACUAACGGUUAUUUGUGUCAAUUUGAAAUUUACAAGGGAGGAAAAGACCCAGAUGUAGCAGCCAUUGCCUAUGGUAUGACUUAUAGUUUAGUUUUUCGUCUUUUGCGCCAAACUAAUUUCCUCCACCAAGGUCAUCACUUAGGUAUUGACAAUUAUUAUACUUCUCCUCAACUGUUAUUAGAUCUUUAUGCUCAUCAGACCACUGCAACAGGCACAGUGAGAGUCAACAGGAAAGGCCUACCAGAAACCUGCAUUAAAUCGAAAUUAAAAAAUAAGGAGGUAUGCCAAUAUAGAAAAGGUCCCUUGUUGUGUGUGGCAUACCAAGAUGGUAAAAAAAAGCCUAUAUUAUUAUCUACUGUUGCCAAAGCAGGUUUUACUGAAAUGCGUAACAGAAGAGGAAAUAUAGUUAUGAAACCAAAUGUUGUUGCCCUUUACAAUAAAACCAUGGGGGGUGUAGAUUUGGGUGAUGCACAGCUCUAUGUGUACUUGUCUGAGCGUAGAACAAUAAAGUGGACUACUAAAGUUGCUUUUUCUUUAUUUGGUAGAGCAAUUUUAAAUAGCUAUUUAUUGUAUAAGCUCAAUACAAAUGAACAAAAGCCAAUGUCAAGAAUAGAUUUUAUGAUGGCUAUAGUGGAAAGUUUAGCCGGAGGUUAUUUUCCAGUAAAAGUAAUUUCUAAAAGAAGAACAUCAAGAGAGAUUGAAUUGGCUAGAAGUACAAUUGUCCCAUAUCCACUUCCCCAACACACUGCAAGUAGCAAUCCAUUAUAUGGUCACAAUCUUGUUAAGGUUGGUGCAGGAAAAAAAAUAAAAUGUGUAGCUGGGCACCAAUCUCGAGUCCGCACAAGUUGGCAGUGUCAGUUAUGUGGUGUUGGACUGUGUCCAGCCUGUUUUUCCAAUUAUCACACAACAGUUGUGCAUUAA
Messenger RNA from Hydra vulgaris (swiftwater hydra), 1548 nucleotides. NCBI's taxonomy places the organism in Eukaryota, Metazoa, Cnidaria, Hydrozoa, Anthoathecata, Hydridae. The record is from RefSeq and is a predicted model, not a curated record.